AUGAUCCCUGGAAGAGAGAAGGCUAGAUCGACGCUCUGGGCUUCUAUCGUGUUUUUGUCAUGUCUCUGCUUGAGCGUGAAUUCUCAAUCCGAGGGUGGCAACAUCUUGGACUACAUCAUGAAAAGUCUUCGCGAUGUUAUCGACAGCCUGGAUCUCCCGUCCAACGCCAAGGAAUCUAUUCAGCGCGAUAUCAUCGGACUCUUCACCGUGAAAUACCCCAACGAGAUCAAAGAGCAAGGCUCACAACCGAACGAGCUUUUCGAAGAAUUGCAUUACGCCAUGCACGACCUACUCGACAAUGCCGGCCUCAACGCCUCAGAUCUCCUGCGGGUGCAUAGCAGCAUCCACCACAUCUUUUCGGACAUUUACCUCGGUUCUUCCUGCUAUCCCAAAUACAGCGAGAACCACACGGGAUGCCUGGCUGAGAGGGGAGUCCUAGGAAGGUGUAGCAUCGUGCAGAGUGGAGUCUCGGAGGCCGAGAAGGACGUCAUCGUCACUCUUCACAAUCUUCUCCGCUCUCGGGUCGCCCAAAGUCUCAUCGGGAUCAAGGGUUAUCAGCCAGAAGCUUCAGACAUGAGGGCCAUGACGUGGGACGAGGAGCUGGCGUUUUUGGCACAAACAUGGGCUAAUCAGUGUCAAUCUGAGAAGGAUUGCGACGACUGCAGACGAGUCCCUCGUUUCGCCGUGGGUCAAAGCAUCUUAUCGUCCUUCCCUCUAUCGGACAGUCGACACCCUAACUGGACAUCCGCCGUGAUGAUGUGGUACAACGGGAUCGAGAAAUUCCCUCACGACCACGUCUAUUUGUACCAACACGGUUCGGAUUGGGCUCCGUACACGCAGUUGGUCUGGGCCAAUACCUACAAGGUUGGCUGCGGUUAUACCUUCUACAGACAGGGACGGUUCCAGAAACAGCUCUACGUCUGCAACUAUGGACCAAAUGGGAAUCAGGAAGGGAAGCCGGUAUAUAAAACUGGUCGACCGUGUUCUCGAUGUCCACGAGGUCACACGUGCUCGGAGGACUUUCUUUGCGUCUAUAACCCCCCGCCGGAGGCAUUAAAGAUUCGACCUCGACCUUCCCAGGAAUCCCCUGGAGCUGGAAGUGGAGAGAAAGAGAAACCACUGAAAAAGGAACGGGGCUGUCAGUAUUCAUGUGUCAAGGCGCAGCUCGUGUCUCAAUGCGCACCGGGAACGACGACUUUCCCCCUUCAGGGACUGAGUGAUUGUGGAUCCGACGAAAUCUGUUGCCGACUGGAGGCCCCAACAACAGCGCCUAAUGAUACUUCGACUCCUACGACGAAGAUUCCGUGUCCCGUCGGUUUCAAUUGCACGGAUGCAGAAUUUGUGACCCUAUGCAAUCCUGGCACUUUCUUGCCGUUCUCCUGCCCCUCGCCCACACAGUUAUGCUGCCGGGUCUCUAUUGCUAACGCUCAGGUGUCGAUGCCCAUCCCGCCAGAGAAGGAACAGUGUCCAUCUACCCAUGCCUGCCUUCAUUCCUCUGCGAAAGCCCUGUGCGAGCCAGGAACGGAAAUCUCGCCUACCUCUUGUGAGGGAAAUCGAGUCUGCUGCAUUAUCCAGACCAAGACUGCUUCCUACCCGCCUUGUGAUCAUACAUGCGUCUCCGCGGCCAACCUUCAGUCCUGCCUCUCCGGGACCGUCAAGAACGGAACAGCGUGCAAGGAAACGAAUGAGUAUUGCUGUCAGGUGAGGAAGGAGAGCGAAUCCAAUGUACAAAAGGCACUUCCUGCAGCUACCGAAUCUAAUUCUGAGAAAGGUGACGUUCCCAAUUGCGAUCCCGCCAUCGGCCUCUGCAUGGUGUCGUAUCUGGCGAGUCGAUGCCAAUCCGAUGGUCAAAGGGAUUUCACCGCCCUUUUCAGAUGCCCCGGCAAACUCCAUUGCUGUGCCUGGAAGAAUGCCACCCAAAAAAGAGAACAAGAAAUCCUCUCCAACGGAGUUGCCCCGAAGUCGAAGCUGUCAGACGAGACGUGUGGGUUAUCGGGGAACAGAACUAUUGCCGGCUCGGCUCGGCUAGAAUAUUGCUGGGAUGCAGUGGUGUUUGACUCUAAGGAGAAGAUCGUCUGCAGUGGGUCGCUUGUCGAACGCCAAUUCAUUUCCACUACUGCCUCCUGCUUCCUCUUCGAGAAGCAGUACGCGAACGAGUCACUGUGGAUCCAAGUGGGCGGGAGUUCCGUUCGUCAUAGAAUCCGUAAUAACUUUCGGCAUUUCAACUUUCGAGAAGAUACGCUGGACAGUGACAUGGGGAUCAUGAUCAUGGAGGAACCGGUGAAAACAGAGGAAAGAGCGUGUCUCCUUUGCACCCACGAUCUCACCGAUCUCCAGGACUUCUCCCAGUGCAAGCUCAUCAGUCACAUCACAGCGGAUGGGAAGAUGACGAAGGAGCCAGUGGUGUAUCCAGCCUCGAUCGUGGAUCCUAGCAUAUGUGAGAAGAGAAUUACUCAGGGGAGUCCUCUUCCAUUGAAUUCUGCCUGUGUCUCCUUCUCCUCCUUUUGGGCAGCUUAUGACGAUCGACUCGAGGAGUUCGAAGGCAAAGGCAAGUCAGAAUGCAUUAGAGACGGAAAAUACACGAUCGGAAGUGUAGUGAAAUACACAUGCCAGCGAUAUUACAUACUAAGGGGUUCUCCUGUUCGGACUUGUACGAAGAGUGGGCAGUGGACGGGGCCUACCCCCAUCUGCGAUCCAGAAUGUGGACUGAAGGUGCGAUUGGUGCAGCUAUCGGCAGGAGGAAAGCCGUCAGAUUUAGGCGAGUGGCCGUGGAUGGCAGCACUGUACGAUGUUAAGAAUCAGGACAUUUAUUGUGGAGGGGCUCUGAUCCGGGAGCAAUGGAUCCUCACGGCGGCUCAUUGUGUUACUAUUAAUGGCUCCCCAAAUCCCCGUCAACCUAACGACAUCCUCGUUUAUAUUGGCAAGCACUAUCGGAAUAACUCCGAGGACGACGAGUUCGUACAACGGAAGAAGGUGUCUCUGAUCAUCCGACACGACAGUUUCAACUUGGAAAAUUAUGACUCAGAUGUGGCUCUGUUGAAGCUGGCCGAGCCAGUCGAUUUGACCCCUCGGAUUCAGUUGGUGUGCCUCCCGACGCGAUAUGAUCUUUCAGAGGCCAAUCUUGAGGAGGGGUUCAAAGGAUGGGUGGCGGGUUGGGGUUUUAACAACUCGAAUCUCAGAGUGGCCGUCCUGUCGGAGGUGGAAUUACCCAUCGUCCCGAAUGCCAAGUGUCGUCGGGACACAAUUCGUAUCACUGGGGACAACUCCGUGACUCGCACCCUCACCGGGAACAUGUUCUGUGCUGGUUACGGCCUGGAUACCCCUCCCGCAGCAUACGCGAUUGCGUUUCGAGCUGAGAUCUCAGUGGAGAUGGAGACGCAAGUCCUCAUCCCCGGAUGCUUCAGUCUCUAUGGAGUGCGGUCGAAGAUAUCCGUGGUCACGAAUCGGAAAGUGAGUCGAGGGGAACGCUUUACGGCGAAUGAGGGAAUCAUCCGAGUGUCUCACGCCCUUCCUCAUCUGCCCGAAGACCAUCCCGAGCGUUUGGAGUUGCGCUUGAUGUGCGGUCUAGUGGAAGAAGUGAAGCCGGAGAUGCGUUGGCGGAGAUGCAAUUGGAUUAGAUGGCUUCGGCUCGUUACGUCUCCUUCCGCGCGCGUGAACCUGGUCGGGAAGUUUCUGGAACGGGACGAGAGAACGCAGCUCGUGUUUGAAGUCGUCGUGGACUUGGAUGAACGCGUGGAACUCUGUGCCUUGCUGACGUCCGAGGUCGUCGAGAGAUGCACUCCGCCGGUGUCUCCGAAUCUGGAUGCGCUAUUUCAAGAGUACCCGAUGGACCUGAGCCGAGAUCUCUGCCUCUCUUCCACUGCUCGCAUCCCGAGAGGCAUGGACCUGAGACGUCGGAAGGGGAGGAACGUGUUGGUCUGUCCAGCUUGCGGCAAGGGCUUCGACCGCCCGUCCCUCCUUCAGAGACACCACCGGAUCCACACAGGGGAAAAGCCUCACAGUUGCGAGGUGUGUGGGAAAGGCUUCACGACGUCCAGUUCGUUGAACACACACCGUCGAAUACAUAGCGGGGAACGGCCUCAUGGAUGCCCCGUCUGUGGCAAGACCUUCACCGCCUCCUCCAAUCUCUAUUAUCAUCGAAUGACUCACGUCAAGGAGAAACCGUACAAGUGUCGGAAUUGCGGGAAAUCUUUCACAACUCCUGGAGACUUGAGAUGUCAUAGUUUCGCCCACUCCGGAAACUGGCCCUUUCUUUGUCCUCUCUGCAAGAGAGGAUUCAGCAAAAUGACAAACUUCAAAAAUCACCUCCUCGUACAUUCAGGGGUGAAGCCUCAUUCCUGUCAAGUGUGUGGCAAGUCCUUCUCUCUCCUAUGUAAUCUCCGGAGUCAUAUGCGGACGGGGCAUGGGACGGAGGGGACGAUCAAAAGGACUGGAUCUUCGCCUUCGCUCUUCAAGAAACAGAAUCAUUUUGAAUAAUGUGGUCAAGUGAGUCAAAUGAGUGCG
Darwinula stevensoni is the source of this 4503-nucleotide messenger RNA. The record is from the annotation of a GenBank genome assembly. Lineage: Eukaryota; Metazoa; Arthropoda; Ostracoda; Podocopida; Darwinulidae.